Messenger RNA from Dama dama (fallow deer), 1386 nucleotides. Its product is annotated as zinc finger and SCAN domain-containing protein 5B-like. The record is from RefSeq and is a predicted model, not a curated record. NCBI's taxonomy places the organism in Eukaryota, Metazoa, Chordata, Mammalia, Artiodactyla, Cervidae. Gene Ontology annotation, biological process: regulation of transcription by RNA polymerase II. Bases 1 to 1386 code for a protein of 461 amino acids. The transcript is spliced from 4 exons. Gene Ontology annotation, molecular function: DNA-binding transcription factor activity, RNA polymerase II-specific; RNA polymerase II cis-regulatory region sequence-specific DNA binding.
AUGGCUGAGAACCAGACAAGGGGUCGUGGCCACGUCGCGGACAGCCCCGGAGCAGAGUCGCCAGCGUCUGCGCCACGCCAAGACACGGGAAGGGAAAACCCGGACUCCGACGUUGAAGAGUUGCGCGUCUGCUUCAGGAAGUUUAGCAGCUCGGACGAAUCCGACCCGAUCAAGGCUCUGAGGAGACUCCGUGAACUCUGCCAUCUGUGGCUGAGGCCGGAUCUUCACACCAAGGAGCAGAUGCUGGACAGGCUGGUGCUGGAGCAGUUCGUGACGUGCAUGCCGCCGGAGAUCCAGGACUUAGUCAAAAGAAGCGGUGCCGAGACGUGUGAGGACCUGGAGGAGGUGCUGAGAAAUAAGCAGAAACUGAAGAAAUGGACUGUAGUCCGUGUCCAAGACCAGGAAUUUUUGAUCCAAGACUUGGGUGUUGAGAUAUUAGAAGUGGAGGUCAGAGACAUGCAUGAUGAGGGAGACCGAUCCAGGGAGCCCCAGUCUACAGCCAGUGUCGUUGCUCCAGACGAGGGCCAGCGGGAAAGCCGGGAGGCGCAGCAGUUGCCAGGAGCCAAGGACCUGUCGAGGGGGCAGGACCAGAAAGCUCUCCCGCCAGAGACCAUUCCUGAAACAGGUGAGCUGGAGGGUCAGACGCCCUCCAAGGAGAACUUGGAGAAGGACCUGCUGGAAGACACAGGAACGAUAAGAACCCUUCCGUCUCAAGAGCCUGAGCUUCUGCAGGAUUGUGAGGGAGACAUUUCCACUAUGAGUGGAUCCAGAAGAGGUCCUCUGAAGAAUCGCAGACAUGUCAAAAGGAAACGGGACAGUAGUCCCACUUGCCAAGACGUGCGUCAAGAAGCAGCCACAUGUUUGGACCAAGGAGAGUUCUCAGGACAGCUUGGGUCCCAUUCCCUUGGUUCCUCUGGCACCGUGGGACCCACCAGUCUUCCUGAGGGAGCAGAAACCCCGGGACGGGCACUCUUUGAAUGCAGGGUGUGCAAAAAGAGCUUUCUUUAUCAAUCUCAGCUUACCCUGCACCAGAAGACACACACAAGAGAGAGGCCCUUUCACUGCGACAUCUGCGACAAAAGGUUCAUACAGCCUUCGGACCUGCGGGUUCACGAGUGGAUCCACACGGGCGAGAAGCCCUACGGCUGUGAUCUCUGCCCCAAGAGGUUCACCCACGACUCCACACUGCGUGCUCACAGGAGGACCCACACCCAGGAGAAGCCUUUCCGCUGUGAGCACUGCGACAGAGCUUUCGGCCACCGCAGGAACCUCAGCGUUCACCAGCGCACCCACUCUGGGCUGAAGCCCUACGUGUGCCCCGAGUGCCACAGCGCCUUCCGUCAGCUGGGGACCUUCAGACGCCACCAGAAAAUCCACUCCAGAUGA